CGCCACUUGCGCACCCUCAAACUUCUUCUUCUUCUUCAUGCAAGCUCUCUCUUUCAUCAUUACACUUCUUCAGUCUAUCAACGCAUCCAGAAGAGACUAACCAGAACUUAACGGCAAACAGCAUAGUAAAACGCAUUACAAAACUCCAACAAAACGCAAGCAGUCGCCACCAACCAUCGCACCCUAUCUUGAAAGAACUCACGCUGGAUAUUAAUUAUCCACAUAUUACAGACAGUCAAGCCCAAGCUUGAUCUCCCGCAGGUAUUUAGGUUACUUCCCACUCCAGGCACCUCUGGCCCAUCUACACGACAUCACUUCGCUCUACCAUGUCUAAAAGAUCAAGUGACUCUCCCCCAUCCAAAAAGUACAAGCGUCACGCGCAUACACCGUCAGGCUCCGGCGCGGUGCAGUCGCCAUUUGCGCUUGUUACCACCGACACAUGGCUCGGCUGCGGCCGCUGUGCGCAGCUCUUCGGGCUCACACCGCUCGCAAUAACGUCCUUUGAGGCGGUGCUCACGCACGACCCUGCCAACAUGGAGGGUCUCACGGGACUCGCAGCGGCGCUCCGUGCACACGACAUCGACCUCAACCAGACUCUUGGCACGCAAAAGGCUAUCGACAUGCUCACACGCGCGCUCUCCACGCAUGCGCGUGCGCUUGGCACACUGUUUGAGGUCUUCAAGGAGCUUGCGGAGUGCCACUUGCUUAUCGGACUCUCUGACCAGUCGCAGGUGUAUCUCCACAAAGCGCUCGAGCUUCGUCCAGAAGAUUCAUCGCUCUGGUUGUUAUCUGGCCAGCUGCUUAUCCGUCUGGGCCAGCCAGCGAAGGCAACAGAGUCGUUUAAGAACGCGCUCUUUAAGCUUCCACACCAGAAGCUCUCGCCAGAAGAGGUUGACAUUGCGCGUAGUGCGCACGCGGAGCUUGCAGCCAUCGCAGCUGCCGAGGGCAACAUCGAUAUGGCGACGCAGGAGCUCAUGGCCACGUUACACCUUCCACCACUUCCGCCGACGCGCAGCGACGAGCACGCCGCGCUCUGGUGCGCAUUACUGACCGCGCGCGAGCGUGCGGACGACAUCGGCGGCGCUAUUUCGGCCUGUGAGAACGGCUACCGUGCAAUCGGCCUGGAUCACCCGCGUCUUCUUGUUACAAAUGCCCACCUUCUCUUGCUUGCCUCUGCUCCGCAGUUCUACAACCCAGCCCUGGCAAUUGUACUUUUGGAGAAGGUUAUCGCUCAGGAGAAGGCCGCACCUGGCGGGCUCAACGAGGGUGAGGGCGACUUCCUCCCGUGGUACCUUCUCGGCAAGGCCUAUACAUUGGCGGACCAGCCAACAAAGGCGUACGAGGUUUAUCAGGUGGCUAUCACGCGUGCGUCGUCGUCGCCACUUCCGUGGUUGGCGGUUGGCCUGUUGUACCUCCAGCUUGCGCAGCUCAGCGACGCGUUUGAGGCGUACUCACAAGCCGCGAAGCUUCAGACGGAUGAUAACUCGCUCGCCAUUGCUCCCGCUUGGGAGGGGUUGUCGUGUGUGUAUGAGCGAUGUGAUAACCAGUUUGUGGACGCGGCGGAUGCAUGUCUCCGUGCAGCGUCUUGCUACCGCGCGUCGGGCAAUACGCGCGCGGCGGCCGAGGUUGAAGCGCGUGCACGCGAAUUGUCGCUUGCCGCGCGUAAAGAGGGUCCUCCGCCAGCAUUGCGCAAUCCGUCCGAAUUGCCUACCGCGUUACUCCGUGACUUGGUCAACGUUUCGCCGAGCGUCCGAAUCGAAACCGUCAAGCAUCAGCGUGAGUUGCACGCCAGAAACCAGCAGCAAGCACAAGCACAGGCGCAGGUGCAACAGCAGGCGCAGGCCAGACGUGGGGUCCAGUACCCGGCGCAGGCUGCGCGCCCGGUCGUUUUGCCACCUGUGGCUCCGGCUAACGGAAUCACUACUCCCCAGGUUCGUCCCGCCCAGCAAUGGUCGCCGAACGCGUCCAUGGCGCACCCACACCAGCCGCAGCCGCCAAUGGGGCCGACCCCAGGAGCAUAUUACUACGGGCCAGGUCAGUCGCUGCAACACAUGAUGUCGCCGCACCAGCACCCACCAGGACCGAUGCCCCGGGGGCCGCCAGAAGGGUAUCCACCGGGACAGCACUUUGUGCCGGUGGGACAGUCCUAUCCACCACCACAAUGGAGGUAGCGAACGAUGCUCGUGAGCUUUUUGGCAAGCCAUUCUAUUUUGGCUUGGGGUUGCCUUCUAAGGCUUUCAUUGUUGAAGCAUUGGUGACGUGUUGUUUACAACUCAUUUGCAAUGUUCUCUUGGAGUUAUGCAAGUUUUGUCCAUUUUUGUAUAACUAUAAUAAUGAAGUUAUGGAA
Babjeviella inositovora NRRL Y-12698 is the source of this 2347-nucleotide messenger RNA. It is a transcript of the gene TCC1, whose product is annotated as Tcc1p. Lineage: Eukaryota; Fungi; Ascomycota; Pichiomycetes; Serinales. The record is from RefSeq and is a predicted model, not a curated record. The transcript has a single exon. Gene Ontology annotation, biological process: regulation of gene expression. Bases 327 to 2171 code for a protein of 614 amino acids. Gene Ontology annotation, molecular function: chromatin DNA binding; RNA polymerase II cis-regulatory region sequence-specific DNA binding; protein binding.